Messenger RNA from Osmerus eperlanus (European smelt), 2070 nucleotides. RefSeq lists its product as uncharacterized. The record is from RefSeq and is a predicted model, not a curated record. The transcript has 6 exons. The coding region runs from base 30 to 848 and encodes 272 amino acids. NCBI's taxonomy places the organism in Eukaryota, Metazoa, Chordata, Actinopteri, Osmeriformes, Osmeridae.
UUGACGAUAAAACUGCAAUUUCUCACGGAAUGGUUCAUUUCGACUUGAAACACCCGUUGAGGAACCUAACGUGCAGAAAUUCCUUUUGGAUACAAGCCAAUAAGAUGAAAUUGCUGAAAGAAAUGUGGAAGAGUGUCUCCACAAACAUGGAAGGGACUUUUCCUCAACUUAUUGGUGUUGCCAUGGUGUUGGCGCCCAGGAACCCUCCCCAAAGUAUGAGCAGCAUGCCAGGUGUCGUCCCCCAAGCAGCCCCCACCAGGCUGCCCUUGACGACCCCCACCAGGCUGCCCUUGACGACCCCCACCAGGCUGCCCUUGACGACCCCCACCAGGCUGCCCUCGACGACCCCCACCAGGCUGCCCUUGACGACCCCCACCAGGCUGCCCUCGACGACCUCCACCGGGCUGCCCUUGACGACCCCCACCGGGCUGGCCUCGACGACCCCCACCGGGCUGCCCUUGACGACCCCCACUGGGCUGGCCUCGACAACCCCCACCGGGCUGCCCUCGAAGGCCCUCACCAGGCUGCCCUCAACGACCCCCACCAGGCUGCCCUCGAAGGCCCCCACCAGGCUGCCCUUGAUCAUCCCCCAGAUGGCCUCCAAGGGGAGGUUAGGGUAUGAGCCCCAGCCUCCCACCCAAGCCAAGCCUCAAGGCCACAAGCGCCGCUCCGGCCGCCGACUGAAGCUGUCAGAGAUGGACCUGUCCAGGGAGACCUACCAGCACCCCAUCCUGAGCUCGUUCGGUGGCACCACCCUACCAGACUGCAGCAGCAAACCCCUGACCCUUGUGGGUCAGAAGAUCUUCCCCCUCCUGCCUGAGAUCCAGCAGCGGGGGGACUUCAAGUAAGCCCACAGUUCAGGGCCCCCCUCCGGUCUGGGCGUCCCUCUUUCCACCCUGCAGGCCCUUAUCAUGGUCUCUCUGGUCUGUCCGUCUCUCUCCAGGCCAGAGCUUAGGGACGCCCCCAGGGUCCGACCGGGGGGGAGGGAACACACGAGGAGCAGAACCCUAACAUUGCAUAGGAAGACUGACGACAGCCGUAUCACCAUGAUCAAUCAGUCCAAUGAUUGGUAGUGCUGCGGUCUGCUCACUUCCUGGUCAAGGUCGUGCCAACAUUAGGCCCGUCUGACCUCAAGUGCUAUGUCCGGGAGAAGCGAGUGAGACAACAGGACUCAGGCAGAACACCCCUCGAAGUCCAAAACACACACACACGUCUGAGGUGUGAAGAAAUAUGAGUGGGCAUAUUUUCAUUAGCAUUAAACAUGAAGACUGCCUCCAGACCUAUCAGCAGAGCUGAGUUCUCAGAGCGUCGCUUGGAGGAGAACCCGGACCCCUAGGGGUCCAUGUUCCACCCAAAGUCAGCUUGAGAACACCAGAAUCCUGACUGGUAAUGGACUCAACAGUACCACUCAGCCGACCCUGCUGUGUGGUGUGUGUGUAUGUGUGUGUGUGUACCAGUGGGGCAUGGCUUCUCAAGAUCUAGGGCCAUUUUGAGCCCCUGCACUGAGGUAAGUAGCUGCCAUGGCAACUGCGCGGUUGUUGUCACAAGGGCCUGUCGAGGGUUCCUUUUUGUAGCAGUGAAGAGGUGGCUCUAAUGUAAAGUAAGGUUACAGGUUAGUAUACCCUCAGGCAGCUACACCUCCCGCCCCCCGUCCCCUCUGACCCCGUAAUCACAGUGAGUGCGGUCAAGAUGUUUGCAGUUGUGGUUUGCGGUCUUGCUGCUGGGAAAUGGUGCAGUAUAUCCACCAAGGCCAUAAUCUGCUGUGGAUGUAAGAUUUCCUUCCCAAAAGCAGUUCGGGUUCCCCUCACCCCCUCCCUUCAUACCCUUCUUGGGAAGCUGGAACAGGAUGGCAGAUGAAGAGAGACCACCCCCCCACCACCAAUACCCCCCCCCCCAGGAGAACGUGGCCAUGUCUGAACCCUAGAAAACAACAAGCAAGGAAAUGCCUUUCUGCUUUUUGUUAAGAGUCAGCACUAUUGGACAACACCAGAUUCAGAGCCACAGAGAAGAUCCAACUCCAACUUCAUCAUAAAUAUUUGUUUAAACUCUGAAAUAAAUGUAUUUAAAUGU